AUGAUUCUUCCUCAGUUAUCUCUUCUCAUUGUGUCCUCCCUGCUCCUGGGAGCCACCCAGGCUGCCCCAGCCUCCAAUACCACCAUCAAGACUCGAGACGAUGGUGAUGAUGUCCAUGCAGAAUGGACAUGGCUACACUUCCAAGACUGCAGCUCCUCCCAACAGAAAGCCAUCAAGCAAGCCCAUACAGAUGCAGUCAAGAUGGCAGAACAUGUCAAAGAAAUCGACUUUGGAAACGACCCGGGCGCCCUGGAAUACCUGGGUCCCAGCCCCAUGAACAAGGCCUGGCAGGGGAAUAUCAAAUCGGUAUAUGAGCAUAUUUCCACCUUCCAACUGAAUGGGUUCUGGCCAGGCUAUCGCAUGAAUGCUCGAUGUGGCAAUAGCAACGACGCCAAGUACAGCGGCAGCAGAUGCUCCCGGGGAGUGACUGCCUACCAGUGGAACACGAAAAAAGAUGCCAAAGACCCCAAUACGGCUCCCCCCUACAACAAGGCUGAUGCCGUGUCCAACAUGCAUUUCUGUGAUAUCUUCUUCAACUACAAGAAGUUGGAUGACACCAUCAAGGACCUGAAGGACAUAGAUGAUUUCCGAUGGCGAUAUGAUUUGGACAAGUAUAGGAACCAAGCGUAUAUCAUACUCCACGAGAUGAUGCAUGCCACGGUGAUGACGUACAAACAAAACAAAAACCGCCGAAUUACAGACAUGACUAUGCACGUGUACGAGUACAAGAAGCGAAGCAGUGACCGUGGAUAUGAUCGCAAAUUGGUGAAGAUGGACGCAUACAAAGCUCUGCCUUGCAAAAUUCUCGCGCGGACGGCGAGACAGGCCAUUGCGGAGGAAGCCAUCACUAUGAAUGCGGACAAUUAUGCUCAGUAUGCUCUGGCCGACAAAGAAGCCCAUGAUUGGAUGACGAGAUCAUCAGCCGUUUUCUUGACCAGCGACAACGGGACCUUUGGUAUCAACCAAGACCGCCUCGACCAGUUCACACAGAGCAGCGAAGGUGCCGAAGUCAGCGAUAUCGUUGGUCAGGAUGUCGGGGAGCUGUCAAAUAAAGCCGACUCCGAGACCCUCUCGCCCGACUCAGACUACCCUGAAUCAUUCAGAAGCGAGAUGGAGGCGUUCAGCAAAUAUUACCAUGUCCCGGAACCCAAAUGCGCUCGCCAGGGCGAUGCACCCUCGGACCGAUCCCCCUUCACCACGUCCGAGGCCGAUGAGAAGAUCAAGGAUUUCUGCAAGGACGAAGGUUUCUGGGAUACGGUGUUCACUCCCCCGAUUAACCAAGGCACGGGGCAGACCAAAGAUGGAAAGGGCAAGGCCCUUGGGGCCAGUGGCGAUUUCAAAAUCAAUGACGGCAAAGACAAACUGUGGAUCGGUGCUUAUUUCGCCGGCGGCGGCUGUACGGGCUUCACUACCUGGCCUCCUAAGGGCAAGGGACUCCGCGACACAGAUCUCUGCAUUGACCGACUCCGGACGAUUAUGAACAGCUGCGAUACAGACACAACGGACAAGAAGUAUGGUGGGAGUCUCAAGGAGACCUGCUUGGUCUACCAAUUGAUGGCAGUGGGCAGCGACAACUCCGACCCUACAGGCGUUGGCUCCAACGGGGACCACGGAGACAUCAAAUGUAAGGAUACCGACACGUCGAUCCUCGGAAGCCAUUAUGACAACACCUGCACUUGCUGGUUUGAGAAGCUGCCGGACCAAACAGAGAUCUUCGGCAUGCCCAAGAAGGGCGACUGUGACUCUAUGGACUUCCGGCCUGCAUGGAGCUUUUCGGAGGAUCCUGAUUAUCGACCAGAAAAUAUCCAGCCGACUGUCACCAUGACAGCAAGUCCUUAG
Penicillium alfredii is the source of this 1839-nucleotide messenger RNA. RefSeq lists its product as uncharacterized. The record is from RefSeq and is a predicted model, not a curated record. Gene Ontology annotation, molecular function: metallopeptidase activity. The transcript is spliced from 6 exons. NCBI's taxonomy places the organism in Eukaryota, Fungi, Ascomycota, Eurotiomycetes, Eurotiales, Aspergillaceae. Bases 1 to 1839 code for a protein of 612 amino acids.